Messenger RNA from Labeo rohita (rohu), 1490 nucleotides. RefSeq names its product putative ferric-chelate reductase 1. Gene Ontology annotation, biological process: regulation of glutamate receptor signaling pathway. Bases 183 to 962 code for a protein of 259 amino acids. The transcript is spliced from 7 exons. The record is from RefSeq and is a predicted model, not a curated record. Lineage: Eukaryota; Metazoa; Chordata; Actinopteri; Cypriniformes; Cyprinidae.
AUCUACACAGCAGUGUGACAACUCUUUCCUUAUUUCCUCAUGCAUUUGAUGGGAUGUGAUCACUCUCAAUCUAGUUCUCUGGGGUUGAGUUCUGUUUAAAAUAUUGACAGGGAGCAAGUCUUCGCUAAUGUUUCAAGGGUGUGAAGGUGAACAUAUCUACUGGUAAAGACACAUCUACAGACAUGGAGAGCAAGCUGAUAUUUUUGGUGGUUUGUGUGAUUGGUUGUGCAGUGUCUGGCAUUAAGGCUGAUGGUAACCUAUCAACACGAGCAAAUUUAACUUCCAACAUCACCCGCAAUGAGUGUGGAAAAACCAAACUGUGUUUGGACAUCCCUAAAGGAUGUGAUCCUUCAGGCAGCUCUCAGUGUUUCUUUACCUCAGUACAGAUAAACGCAACUACCCCCAGUCUGAUGCUUGAGCUCAGUGGCAACUCCAAUGGUUACAUUGCUUUAGCAGCUGGGACGACAUCAAAUGUGUCUCAGGGCCUCAAUAUCGUCUUUGUCUGUGGCAAUAAUAGUGGCAGUUUCUUUCUCCAGACUGCAAUAUUCUCAAAAACUCUGGUGCCAACAAAUGUACCCAAUGUAAACAGUAUCCAGGGUUCAAUACAACCAAACUUGGUUCAAUGUGUUUUCAGUGUCCCCAUUGAUCUAAACACUAUCACCUUCCUAAACACUGUCAGUGGCACAAAUAUCAACAUCAGCAACAUUGCGAAUUCCAAGGUGAAUGUUUUCCUUGACAUCAUGGAGGGUUCAACCAAUGGAACUGUGCUGGGAGAACCAAGAAGUGUACUUGGGUCCUCUGCUCUGGUGAAUCUAGCUAAUGUCACUUCUACUAAUGUUGUAAGCACCACAGCUAGCACCACAACUAGCACCACAGUUAAUUCAAAUGCCUGCAUCUCACUCACCAGCCUACUGAGUCAUGCUACAAUUUGCCUACUCAGUAUCUUCUUGCAUCUGAUGUGAUGGGACCUGAGAGAGAUCUGAAGACUAAUCAUGCUGUGGAGUAGUAUAGAUAUGUAAUAGCAUUGGGAUGUUUUUUUUUUGUUUUAUUUUGUUUUUUCUUACAUUUUUUAAAUUCACAGACAUAGGAAACCCAUGCAUGUUUAACAUGUACAGGGUGUUGGACACAUGUAUGAAGCCAAUUUUUUGUGGUCUUUUAAUGAUCCUCUACCAUUAUACUGACAGUGAAAAUGACCACAAAAACUUUUUAAAAUUACAUUUAAAUCUUUUUUAACAAAUAUUACAGCUACAAUUAAAAUAGUGUUAUUUUUUCUAGGGUGAAAUCUAUUAUAUACAACCUGAGUAAUAUCUUUACUGCACAUUUUACAUCAGCACGAUUUUGAGAAACUUUGUCCACCACAAAUCAAUAUAUAUAUAUAUAUUUCAGAGCUAAAUGACAAUCACAUGUAUAUAUUUUUUCAUUUGUCGACCUGACAUGGUUUGAUUCUAAUAAUCUUAACAAGUAGUAAUAAAUAAAUAAAUUACAAACAA